Closterium sp. Naga37s-1 is the source of this 2490-nucleotide messenger RNA. The record is from the annotation of a GenBank genome assembly. NCBI's taxonomy places the organism in Eukaryota, Viridiplantae, Streptophyta, Zygnematophyceae, Desmidiales, Closteriaceae.
AUGCGGCGCAUGUCCCCGUGCUGCACGGCGGCAUUACUACGCCGCGCCGUCAUUCGCGCAUCGUCCCGCCACGCACGUCGUCCGCUCCGUCGCUCUGCCUUACUACUCCCGCCGUCCCGCGCUACUGUCCUGCGCUCGGCGUCACGCCCGCCUCUCGCCCGUGGGGGCGCGCGUGGCGGCGUGCAGUGCAGCGCGGACGUGCCCGACUAUCUGCCCGCCUCCUGGUGCGCACUGCGCGUUCCGGCCGUGCAGCCGCCGCACCACCUCCGCGCUCUUUAUAACCCCGCCUUGUGCCCGCUACCAAGCAGUGGUCCGCUCAUUUGGGUCCGCCCAUGCGGGUCCGCGGAACAACCCCAUCCAUGGGGUCAGCACCCCGUUCCCCCCCUCCCCCUCUCGCUCAUCCCUCUCGCACUGCUUCGCUUCUCCCUCUCUCCUCACGCCCAGCUGCGCCCAAGCUCCUCCUUUCUCCGCCACCAUGCGUGCGCGGAGAGCAGGGCACGUGGCACGGACCGCAAGCCUCUGGGGCCCAGGCUAGAGUGGAGUGCGGAGGAGGCGGUGCGGCAGCAGCUGUGCGCGCUGCAGAGCAACGACGACCCGUACCCCGACCACGGCGUGGAGGUCAUGUACCGCUUUGCAGGGUUCGACCCAUUUGAGCGAUCGCGGUACUUUGGCCCGCGCUUUGACCUGGGCCAGUUUGAGAGGUUCCGGCGGCUCUUCCACCACACGCACUACCGUGUGCUGCUCUCCCACAAGCGCCACCACCUCCUCUCCUCCUUCUACGUCUCCCCAGCGCGCGUGAAGCAGAGGGUGGAGGUGGAGGGCGUGCGGCCGGGCGAGGUGGAGGUGUUUGAGUUCACGCUGGAGCAGGUGGGGCGCGGGGUGGGCACACCAGUGCACACAGCACAUGGGGGUUCAUGGGGGCCGGGGGGAGCAGGCGGCAAAGAUCCCCCACCGCCAUCGCCUAGCCCCACUCCAAGCACGGUGCGUGUGUCUGUUGGCCCGCCGUCGGCUUCUUCCACUCCCAAGCGAGCGCGAAAUGGGAAGUGGGCGCAGAGUACUCUGGUCGUCGGACGCCGCCGUUUUCCACCGCCUGACAAUGACAAGCCGGCAGAUCCUCCACCGAAAGAAGCUCAGCAACCAGAGGAAGUUGACAUCCCUGUGCGCGCGGAUACCGGCUCGCCCGCACUCACCAAGAUGCAGCUGCGAGAGCAGGUGUACCUUGAGGCGAGUAUUAACUACGAGACGAAGUGGUCGAAACACUUUUCCUGGCUGGUGUUUGGGAAGACCAAGGACGGUUUUCCAUACGUGAAGUGCUCCAUCUGCAUGUCGUACGCGAAGGGGAACACGAGGUACGCCAUGCAAGGUGACGACGGUGGCCGUGACUUGCAGACGCAGUCGUUCAGGGCGCACGAGCAUACGGACGCACACAAGGCGGCGGUGGAUCGACAGUUGAAGCGUGCGGCGGGCAUCCGCGAGGGCCGGCAGGCGAUUUCUGACUUCAUCAACUCCGACGUCGAGGGGCGGCGCGCGAUUCGUCUCAUGCGUGAGGCGUUGGCUGUGAAGGACGCCGCUGAGUCAAACGAGGACCUUGGCAUGGUCGACAAGGUGGUGCGCACAGUGGCGACGCUUCUCGGAAACUCAAGCGUGUGGAGUCAGCGCUUCAAGUACCUUCAGCGAGUGAUCUACCAGACAAACCUCGAGGUCCAAGGAAUCCACACGGUUCGAUGGCUGUCACGAGGUGAUGCGGUGCGCAGGCUGUGCAAGGUCCUCGGCGCUUGCAUUGUGCUGCUCUGGGAGCACAACCUCAAGGCCUACGAGAUUGUGACGUGCUACAAGUUCCAGUUCUGUUUGUUUUUCCUGGCCGACAUUCUGGCCGACAUGAACGACCUCAACUGCUGCUUCCAGAGUCGUGAGCUGGAUGUGACUGAGAUUUCGAACACUAUUGAGUUCACCACGGGUGACCUGACGGAGCGCUACUUGACGACAAACAAACCGUUCGGGGGCGAGGGGAAGAGCUGGCUGGUAAACUUCCUCAAGGUCCUCAAGGAGGGUGGAGGCAAGCAGGUCCGGGUUCGAGGCGUGGACGGAGAGGGACGCCCAAUCAACCACCUCUACACCAUGCAUGAGAGGAAGCUGAAGGGCCACAAGCAGGGAAGCACCUACGCAGACUGCGUGAAGCUGUGCCGCCAAUUCGCCCGCGACUGCGUGGACAACCUGAACGAACGGCUGGAUGACCUUGGGAAGCUGGGCCCGACGAAGCUGUUCCGGGCGGGGAAGUGGCCGAAGAUCAAGGCCCAGCGAGAGAAGAAGUGCAAGGAGUGGCUGCACGGAUGCAGCAGGCUCUUCCGCCACAAGCUGCCGGGAUUCGACCUCAAAGCAGCAGAGAGGGAGCUCCCGACAUCAUGCGCGAUCAUGGAGUCACACCAUGAGAUGGAGAGCUUCGGUCAGGGCCUUAACAACUUUCUUGGGAGCGUAGACUCAAAGAGGUAG